UUCAUAAUUAUAAAAUUGUCAGGUUGGUAUGGUAUUAUUACAAUUUACAAGUCACAACAAAAGGUUAAAAGCUUGCCCCUUUCUCACGCCGGUGAAUAUAUUGCUAGUAAGAUAGUAGUUGUUUCAUCUCCACCGGCGAGCUCUGGAGGACAUAAAUGUGGAUAGAUGAUCAGCGAAAUAUGUUCCUUGGGUAAACGUUGACAGUAACACCUUUUGCUUCAUUCUGAAUUACCAUUUAAAACACCAGAACUACUCAUCUUAAACCAUAAAUAGUUCCAUCAGGAAAUGCAUAUAGUUUCUUCCAUGAAUCCCAUGUUAUUGGCUUCGCCUCCCAACCUUCAGUUGCCUUCCUGUCAUUCCUCACCUUGUCAUCAGUUACAACCUCAGUACGUUCCCAGUAGUUUUGUCAGUCAUCGUGUUCAUUUUGUCUCUUCUCUUUCUUGUUCAUUUCCGUCCUCUUUACGUCUUUCCUUGUGCACUCACCAGUCAUUAAUCGGUGCUGCAAUUCCUUCAGAUGAGGGACCAAUUUCUGCAAUCACUUUUGAAGAUUUUAUAGAAAAAGAUUGGUCGUUUCUUGAUUUAGAUGAUAUCAAUUCUGAAGAAGAGCAUAAACAAAAAAUUAGCCAGAUAAUAUCUGCAGGAGAGGUUGAAGACACUUCGAGGGUUUUGGUUUCAAUUGGUUCAGAAGAAUUUGUAGAUCAGUUAGUUGAUACAUUGCCAUACAGUUUUUUGCUUGUCGUCCAUGAUUCACUUUUUCUAUUAGCUUGCAUAAAAGAAAAAUAUGACAAGGUCAAAUGUUGGCAAGGAGAGCUGAUACAUGUGCCAGAAAAGUGGGGUCCUUUUGAUGUUGUAUUUCUCUAUUUUCUGCCAGCCUUGCCGUUUAAACUCGACCAGGUUUUCGGGACACUUGCAAAACACUGCUCACAAGGUGCAAGAGUUGUCAUUAGCCAUCUCCAAGGAAGAGAAGGAUUAGAGCAGCUAAAAAAACAAUACCAAGAUGUUGUAGUUUCUGAAUUGCCUGAUAAGAUGACCUUGCAGAAGGUUGCAGCUGAUAAUGCUUUUGAGAUGGCUGAAUUUGUGGACGAGCCAAGAUUCUAUGUUGCUGUUUUACGAUUUUCUGGGAAAAUAAUCUGAAAAGAUUUUCAAUUUUCAACCAUUUUUGUAGGAUGAAGAAUUCUGUGAUACAUUAAAAUGUGAAUUCAAUGGUACAAUGCUGGUGUGUUCAUUGGUGGUUUUUCGGUAAGAAGCUCUGCAAAAGAAAGCAAGCUUUGAAAAUUUGUUGCAAUUUGGUAUGCCCUAACAUUUCCAUGCUGUGACAAAUAUGUUUGUCUGGGUCUCCAUGAAAUGAAUGCAACUUUUUCUCUUUGAAAUUA
Jatropha curcas is the source of this 1373-nucleotide messenger RNA. RefSeq names its product DNA-directed RNA polymerase subunit beta. Gene Ontology annotation, cellular component: chloroplast. NCBI's taxonomy places the organism in Eukaryota, Viridiplantae, Streptophyta, Magnoliopsida, Malpighiales, Euphorbiaceae. The record is from RefSeq and is a predicted model, not a curated record.